AUGUCGUUCGCCCCUCAUGACGUUUCCGCUUCCUUUGAUUUUUCAAAGGAAGAAACAAAAGUUCUCGCAUUUUGGAAAGAGAUUGACGCGUUUCAGACUAGCUUGAAACUUUCUGAAGGCAAACCAGCAUUUACUUUCUACGAUGGUCCUCCGUUCGCCACUGGCCUUCCUCACUACGGACAUCUGCUUGCUGGGACGAUCAAGGAUAUCGUGACUCGACAUGCCCACGUCAGCGGGUACCACGUAUCCCGUCGAUUCGGCUGGGAUACGCACGGCCUGCCCGUAGAACACGAAAUAGACAAACGCCUCGGGAUCACCGGCAAGGAGGAUGUCAUGAAAAUGGGCAUUGACAAGUACAACGAAGAGUGCCGAAAGAUCGUCAUGCGCUAUUCGUCCGAAUGGCGGCAGACUGUUGAGAGGAUGGGCCGGUGGAUCGAUUUCGACAACGAUUAUAAAACGCUGAAUCUUCCUUUUAUGGAGUCGGUGUGGUGGGCUUUUAGUGAGCUGUUCAAGAAGGGAAUGGUAUAUCGUGGGUUGAGGGUUAUGCCGUAUUCAACUGGAUGUACCACGCCUCUUUCGAAUUUUGAAGCUGGGCAAGCGUAUCAAGACGUGAACGACCCCGCUGUCACCGUCGCGUUCCCUUUGGUGGACGACCCCAGCACGUCGUUGUUAGCAUGGACAACGACGCCUUGGACACUGCCCUCCAAUCUAGCCCUUUGUGUUCAUCCGGACUACACGUACAUCAAGAUCCACGACGCAGAACGCAACCAGAAUUUUAUCAUUCACGAAGGACUGCUGAAAACUUUGUAUAAAGAUCCGAAAAAGGCAAAGUACAAGAAACUUGGUCAAUUCCAUGGUUCAGAUAUGAAGGGAUGGCGCUAUGUGCCGCUAUUCGAAUAUUUUACUGACCAGUUCGAAGACAAAGCUUUCAGAGUCGUGGUAGAUACAUAUGUCACCGACGCUGACGGUACGGGUAUCGUCCACCAGGCGCCUGCCUUUGGCGAAGAUGACCACCGCAUCGCCAUCGCAAACGGCGUAUUGCGACCCGAUGAGAUGCCACCCUGUCCCAUCGAUGAUCGCGGCAUAUUUACAAAAGAGGUUCCUGACUUUGCCGGACUUCAUGUCAAGGCGGCGGAUAGCCCGAUCCAGAAAGUGCUCAAAGCCAAGGGUCGACUUAUAGUUCAGUCGACGCUCAACCAUAGCUAUCCUUUCUGCUGGAGGUCCGGAACGCCCUUGAUUUAUCGCGCGAUUCCAGUAUGGUUUGUCAGAGUGACACCGAUCGUAGAACAACUUGUUGCUAACAACGAAGGGACAAGAUGGGUACCACAGAACGUUGGUGAAAAUCGAUUUGGUAAUUGGCUUGCGAAUGCCAGGGAUUGGAAUGUUUCAAGGAACCGUUACUGGGGCACACCGAUGCCUUUGUGGGUCAGCGAUGACAUGGAAGAGAUUGUAUGCGUUGGCUCAGUGGAAGAACUCGAAAGAUUAUCCGGCGUUACAGGAAUCAACGAUAUCCAUCGGGACAAGAUCGACCACAUCACCAUUCCAUCUCAGAAGGGAAAAGGAGUCCUGAGACGUGUUGAAGAGGUUUUUGAUUGCUGGUUUGAGUCCGGCAGCAUGCCGUAUGCGCAACAACAUUAUCCAUUUGAGAACAAGGAGCUGUUCGAACGCACCCACCCUGCCGAUUUUGUAUCCGAAGGCAUCGAUCAAACUCGAGGCUGGUUCUAUACCCUCUUGGUACUUUCGACACAUCUAUUUGGGAAAGCACCGUGGAAGAAUUUAAUUGUAACCGGACUCGUCCUUGCCGCAGAUGGCAAGAAGAUGAGCAAGAGCCUGCGAAAUUAUCCUGAUCCAAACAUCAUCAUCGACAAGUAUGGUGCUGACGCGACAAGAAUGUUCCUCGUCAAUUCGCCUAUUGUACGUGGUGACAAUCUGCGGUUCCGUGAGGAUGGUGUCCGCGAAGUCAUCGCCCGCGUUCUUUUACCCUGGCUCAACUCCUUCCGAUUUUUCUUGGGGCACGUUGCGCUGUUCAAGAAGGUAAAUGGCAUCGAUUUCACCUACAACGCACAUGCCCCACUGCCAAACAACGUUAUGGACCGAUGGAUCCUUGCUCGUUGUCAGUCCUUGAUCAAACUAGUCAGGGAAGAAAUGGCGGCUUAUCGACUUUACACCAUCAUCCCCCGCCUCCUGGAUCUCAUCGAUGAGCUCACGAAUUGGUACAUUCGAUUCAAUCGCAAACGCCUCAAAGGCGAGGACGGCAAGGAAGAUACCAACUUGGCUCUUAAUACCCUAUUUGAAGCACUCCUUACACUGUGCCGGACCUUGUCUUCAUAUACGCCCUUCAUAACGGAAAACCUCUAUCAGUCAUUGCGAAAUUUUAUUCCAGAAGAUCCUUCCGCUGGGGACACUCGUUCCGUUCAUUUCCUUAGUUUCCCCGAGGUCAAGGAAGAAUACUUCGAUGCGGACAUUGAACGCCAGGUGAAGAGGAUGCAGGCUGUCAUCGAACUCUCAAGAAAUAUUCGCGAUCGGACCAAUUUGUCGCUCAAGGUGCCGUUAAAGGAGCUAUUGGUGUUCCAUCCCGACCAGGAAUAUAUUGCAGAUAUCGAACCUUUGCAACGAUACAUACAAUCGGAGCUUAACGUUCGCGAUAUAACAUUUUCAUCCGAUGAGACCCUAUCUGGCGUGCGAUAUAAAGCGGUGGCGGACUGGGCUAUUUUGGGCAAGAAGUUGCGCAAGGACUUGGGCCGUGUAAAGAACGCGUUGCCGAACGUCGCCAGCGAUGCAGUCAAGAACUUUAUCACUACAGGAAGUAUCGUGGUUGACGGAAUUGAGCUGGUUACUGGUGAUAUCACAGUCCAGCGGUACCUUGAUCUUCCGGCUGGGUCGGAAGGUCUUUACGCCACACACACAGACAACGACGUUGUCGUUCGCCUUGACAUCCAGAUACACGCCGACUUGCAAGGCGAAUGGUUGGCUCGCGAGCUUACCAACCGCGUUCAGAAACUACGGAAGAAAGCCGGUCUCCAGGCUAUCGACGAUGUCAAUAUUUUCUACCGCUUUGAAGAAGGUUCGGGCAGUGAAUUGCUUGCUGCUAUAGAAGGGAACGCAGAUAUCAUCACGAAAACGGUUGGAUGUCUUCCUGUGGAUGUGAAAGAGCGGAAGGAGACAAGCGAGGUUCUCAUUGAGGAAGAGCAGGAAGUGGCCGAUGUGAAGUUCAUGUUAUAUCUGGCGAGGCCGUAG
Molecule: messenger RNA, 3237 nt
Organism: Laccaria bicolor S238N-H82
Lineage: Eukaryota; Fungi; Basidiomycota; Agaricomycetes; Agaricales; Hydnangiaceae
Exons: 13
Coding region: 1-3237 (1078 amino acids)
Biological process (GO): isoleucyl-tRNA aminoacylation
Molecular function (GO): tRNA binding; ATP binding; aminoacyl-tRNA deacylase activity
Source: RefSeq, a predicted model, not a curated record